GCGUUGUUCACGUAAAGACUUUAUCUGCGCUUGCGUGAGAAGGUGAGAGGCUUUUAGGUCAGAGUUGCUCGUUCUAGUUCCGUCGCUCUCGCUGCUGCUGCUGCUGCUGCUGCUUCGCGUGGAAGUCUGGGUUUGUAUUGUAAAAGGCGAAAAGGGACCGAGCGAAGCGGCGAUGACGAAGUCCAGCGGCGACAAGUCCGAGAAAGAACCGUGGCAGGGUUGCUAUUACAAGCUCGAGGAAGUCAAGAAGCAUAAUCAUAGCCAGAGUACUUGGAUUAUUUUACACCGCCGUAUAUACGAUCUCUCAAAGUUUUUAGAAGAACACCCUGGUGGUGAAGAAGUCCUAAGGGAACAAGCAGGUGGAGAUGCAACAGAAAAUUUUGAAGAUGUUGGACAUUCUACAGAUGCCAGGGCAUUGUCAGAAUCAUUUAUUAUAGGGGAACUUCAUCCAGAUGAUUGGGAAAAAGUUGAAAAACCAACAGGCCCUUAUAUUACUACUAUUGAAUCUAAUUCCAGUUCCUGGACCAACUGGGUGAUUCCAGCAAUAGCAGCAAUCAUUGUGGCCCUUAUGUACCAUUUCUACAUAUCUGAGUAAACACAGUGUUAAGAAAGAAUAAUGGGACAUGCUGUUUUGGCCAAGAAAAUGAAAUAUAUAUCUAAUGGCUCCACAUCAGGACGGUAUCCGAAAACCAACUUUUAAAAAAAGCAAUCCUCUUUUUAUCAAAAAUCCAGAAUGAAAUUGUUCUAGUAGCAUCCUGCAUAUGUUGCCUUUUUCUAAUUUUUUUCGAAUGCUAACAUUUUUUUCUUUUAUUUCUUCAUGUUUGUCAGUUAACCACAUGAUAUUAUAAUGCUGCUCUUAAGAACACUCAUAUAGUCUCCAAUUUCUUAAUUCUAAAACUUGCCUGAUUCUUUUUAAUGAGUUCUUUAGACUUCUUUUACAAAAAUAAGCAGAUGGUUGUGUCUGUGCAAAUUUUUCCAUCUUUCCCAUCACUUAUAUUCUGAUAUAUUUUCUUUCUUCCAGAACUAUCUUUUUUAAAGAGUUUUCAGUAUGAGAAUGAGAAAAACUAAAAAUACGUUUCAUUUUUGUUAAUAAGGAUAUUGUUAUGGAUCCAAAUAUCUCAUUGUGUAAAAUAAAAUAUUAAUUAUCUUUCAAACUGAUUUGAGAUAGGGAGGGUCCAUAAUAGGUACAAUGGUCUGCAUUGCUUUAUUUUAUAAGAUCUAUUGAACUUCACAAGAAAAAAAGAGAAAAUAAUCAACAAUUGGCUGAUAGAGGAUAAUAUAUAUAUUAAAACAAUAGGCCAUAGGGGACAAUUAUCAAGAUCUAAAUAACUUCUUCUUGAAAUGCCUAUCUACUGUGCUGUAUGGUUCUUGACUAUAUUAUGGAUCACUGAUUUAUUAAAUUGUACAAGUAUAAAUUAACAGGAUACUCUCCCUUGAAAAUCUUUAAGCAAGAAAUAAAACAUUUUCUUGUGUCUGUAUAUCAGGAAAAAAAAGUACUAAUGAUUCUGUCUUAAUGUGUUGUCAGCCAGAAGAUUGGAAAGUCGGUUCUAAGUUACCUGGGUAUGGAUUUCCAUUACUUGUUUAAAUAUAAAUCCAAGAGAAGGAUGGUAGGACUAUGUUAGAGUUCAUGUAUUUAUGUAACUCAUGGUGCAUAAGAUACUCUUUUAAGAUCUCCCUGCCUUGCAGAAUUCAGCACCUGAAAGCAAAUACGUGAUUUCCAGCACUUACUAAGCUCUCUUGGUGAAAUAAUGGAAGAAAAUGUAAAAUAUGGAUACUUAUCACAGGCCCAUUUGCCAGUCUUACCUCGGUGUAUAAAGUAACCAAUAACAUUGUGUUAACCAUAUGGAAUAAGCUAAAAUGUUUAUUGUAAUGUUUUCUAUAAGAGUAUAAUGAAGUCUAAUCAACACCAUGGUCAAUUGAAAAGUGAUGCAGUUGGGUUUAAAAUUGGUGCAGAAGGUAGGAGAAUACUUGGGAAAGAAUUAUGCUAGAUCAUUUCCACAUAGAGAUGCAAUAAAACAUCCUAAAUGGAGGACCAAAGCCUCUGGGUUAUCUUUUGAUGACACUUGUACUACUUCCACAGCAAGUAUAAGGUUGAUUACUCAUAGAAUGUUUUGGAAAUCUUGUACCUUAAAUACCGUUCCAGUUAUCUGUCAAGAUAUUACAUAAGAAUUAUAAAGGAUUUGCUGGAAAAAAAAUUAAAGCAUGCAUUGUAUUAAGAUCACUACUCUUGGGAGCAAGAACAUAUAUUAAAUGUUACCUGUUAAUUGCCACUUUUAAGAAGGGGUGAAGGCUUUAGAAAGGUUAAACAGUUUUUGGAAACAAGAAUAAACAAAUGUAAUAAUGUGUGUCUUUCAGUCUCCUGUAAUUUAAUAGGACUUAAAUGUUAAAGGUGGCUGUUUCUUUUAAAAAUGAAACUUCUAUGAACUCCAUCAACCUUCAAUUGAGUACAGUACUCUGAAAAAGAUGCAUACAUGCUCUAAUAUGAAAAUGUAUUUAAUUAAAAUCCAGAUGAUGUGUGCUGAUGAUUCUAUAUCAAUGUUUUUGUAGUUUGGAGGAAAAGUGACCUCAGAAGUUACUGAGUUUUAUAUAUGGGGAAUUCCAGGAACUGAAUAAACUUAAACUUGUAGGCUUUCCCCUGGGCUGUGGGACCUGAUUGUGACUUUG
This is a messenger RNA of Candoia aspera, 2664 nucleotides long. Its product is annotated as cytochrome b5. The record is from RefSeq and is a predicted model, not a curated record. Gene Ontology annotation, cellular component: intracellular membrane-bounded organelle; endoplasmic reticulum membrane. Bases 173 to 595 code for a protein of 140 amino acids. Gene Ontology annotation, molecular function: heme binding. Lineage: Eukaryota; Metazoa; Chordata; Lepidosauria; Squamata; Candoiidae. The transcript has 5 exons.